This is a messenger RNA of Ruditapes philippinarum (Manila clam), 482 nucleotides long. RefSeq names its product metallothionein-like. The annotation marks the transcript as partial. NCBI's taxonomy places the organism in Eukaryota, Metazoa, Mollusca, Bivalvia, Venerida, Veneridae. The transcript has 2 exons. Gene Ontology annotation, molecular function: metal ion binding. The record is from RefSeq and is a predicted model, not a curated record.
AUUGAAAUAUCUUCAUUUGAUACAAUUUUUAUUACAGCUGGAACUUGCAAGUGUUCCGACCAAUGUACGAGCGCAGACGGCUGCAUAUGUGGUCCUAACUGCAAAUGUGGCUCCGAUUGCAGCUGUCCCGGAUGUAAAGUCAUCACCUGCAAGUGCAGUGGUUCAUGUGCAUGUGGGAAAGGUUGUACUGGGGAAGGCACAUGCGGAUGUGGCAACGACUGCUCGUGCAAAAAGUGAUGGGGAGAUGUCACGUGGUUUCAGCGGCAUGCGAGGACACGUUUACAAAUAUCAUGUUACCACUUGCCUAGAUUCGCCAUGCAUUGCUGCAAAUCUUCAGAUCAGAGAUGGUGGUUUCAUAAUUUUCAGUUUCACCAGAUAACAUUUGAAUAAGACAGUCUUAUUUUUCAUGAUCUCAAAACCCCGUGACAUAGAUAUAUUACUUUAGAAAAUAAAUGUUAAAAUAAAUGCGAAAUGAUAAUGUU